AAAAGGGAGUCAAAUAAAGGGAAGAAACAGUCAAAUGUGACCUGGUUGAAGAGGGACCUGGAUGGACUGCGUGUGGUUUCCUCUAAACGAACAAAAAAAGGAUCAUCUGUUGGAACUUCUCCAAGCACUCCCAUUUUAGACUCACCUUGUGCCAGCCACCAAGAUCCUGACUUUAAUCUUCAGAGGCUCCAGGAUCUUAUUAGUGAAUCAGAGGGCAUUGGGGUUCAAGAUUCACACCAACAGGCAUCGACAGCUUGGGGUCAGAGACAGGGGGUUGUUCAACGAUGUUGGCAAGAAGCAAGGCCCCAGAACAUCAACAACCUCCUGUCAUCAGAACACAUUUCUCCAAGAAAAUGCCAGCACUGCCACUUUGGAGAAGCAGUCAUUUGUUGUGGGGAGUGCAUGCCUUUGGAAUGGUUUUGUUCAGAAUGUGACUGCAGUUUCCAUCAAAAUCACAUUCUACACAACCGGAAAACCAUCAUAAACGGGUUUUAUGAAUACAUUUCCCCAAAUAAAUGUGUGAAAAGACAUGAAGGCAAAAAUAUCAUCUGUGAACAAGAUUGUUUGCUGCCACUAAGUCUUCCAGAGAUCUGUUCCUGUGAGGCUUCAGAUCUUGUGGUCUCUGCUGGCAGGGCCAUCAUUCUUAUUUGUAUUAAUGGCCGUUAUGAUCUUAAACUUCCAUUGCUCCUCUGCAAAAAUUGCAGCAAGCAAUGGACACCAGAUAUGAAAGAGAUGGUGAAAAGUGGUUACUGGCCUGCCACCAUGCAGGCACAGACCUUGUUGCAGGAAGAUCUGUUCCACUCUUUCGAGGCCAUGAAAACUGCUGCUCCAGGAAUGUCCAGACAAGCUUUUACAGCAAUGCUGGACCAACGGACAAAACAUUUCGGAAGAACUGGCCAAGUUAAUUCUGAUGUGUUUCAAAGAAGCUUCCUGCAGUACAUCUACUGCAACUCCGAGGCGAACCACCUGCUUGGAGAGGCCCCUCUUGUCUGCCCUGCUUGUAGUCCAGAUAUGGUGGCUAUCUGUGUUGAUGGCACAACCCGUUGCAUGAAACUUCCAAGACUGGUUAACCUACCCGAGGGCGCAAAGGGAGAGGACGCGUGCGCCUUCUUAGAAAACUGGCUACCUGAAGCUCUGAACUUGGCACCGUCACGCAGUGCUCUGAUACUGGAGAGAGCGCAUCGGGUCGGCCAAAAGAGUACAUCAAACAUCGCUGCACCAAGGACUCUCAUCAUGAAGUUCUUAAAUUACAAGGAUAAAACGACUGUGAUGAGAGCCUCCAGGGCAAAGGGACAGAUUCUCUUCGAGAACAACCUGGUGAGAUUCUACGAGGACCUCGCAACCGGCGUGCACAAAAAACAGAACAAGAGUUUGAUGCUGUGA
Messenger RNA from Cheilinus undulatus (humphead wrasse), 1383 nucleotides. RefSeq lists its product as uncharacterized. Lineage: Eukaryota; Metazoa; Chordata; Actinopteri; Labriformes; Labridae. Gene Ontology annotation, molecular function: single-stranded RNA binding. The record is from RefSeq and is a predicted model, not a curated record. The transcript has 7 exons. Gene Ontology annotation, cellular component: ribonucleoprotein complex. Gene Ontology annotation, biological process: retrotransposition. Bases 403 to 1383 code for a protein of 326 amino acids.